This is a messenger RNA of Arachis duranensis, 1412 nucleotides long. RefSeq lists its product as uncharacterized. Lineage: Eukaryota; Viridiplantae; Streptophyta; Magnoliopsida; Fabales; Fabaceae. Bases 419 to 1081 code for a protein of 220 amino acids. The record is from RefSeq and is a predicted model, not a curated record. The transcript is spliced from 3 exons.
UACUCCUACCAUGUCUUCCAAUCUUCCAUCGGAACACCACUUUUAGACUCUUCACUCUCCACCAAAUUUCCUCUUCAGCAUGUCCAACUCAAUUAUUAAAAGAAAAUUUAAUUUCAUUUAUUGUUAUUUUAUUAUUUGUUUUGAUAAAACAAAAAUGUUCCUAUGUAUGUGUGUGUCCACCAGAGAUCCUUACUUAGGAAUGUUUUAAGCAUACCAUCCAUUUUAGGGUUCUACCCUUUUCCCCUUGCCCUCUGUAUUCUCUUAUUUUUCAUUUAUUAUUUAUCACAAAUUUGAUUUUUCUAUUGUUGUCAACCAUUUUUAUCUUUCGUAGGAGGGUUUUUGUUUCCUUUUCUUUUCUAAUUUAAUUACGAUCAAAUUGAAACUCGAUCGCUGCUGGUGAAAUUGAUUUACAUUGAAGAUGGAUCACACCAUUUCAAGAGAAAGGGACAUUGACUUUGACCUAGAAAGUGGUGGGAACAGUACCGAAGAGGAUUCGAGCACCGAUCGUUCCACAAGUGAUGGAGAUUCAAAUGGCGGUUUUCGUUAUCCCUGGAAUAGGAUUCUAGGCUUUGAGUCGUCUUCAUGCAGCAAUUCAUCAACAAAACCUGUUAACGGUGUUGAUAAUGUUGGUGUUCUUGUUAAUGAUGAUAAUUAUAAUAAUUAUGCUCAUGUUAAUAAUCAAAACGCUAAUAAGGCGGCUACUAACCCAUCAAGAAAGCCUUCAAAGCCACCAUUGCCUCCUAAUGGUCCAUCAUUGAUUGCUGGAGAUCAGAGGUUUGUGAAGGAGCUUAGCGAGCUUGCGUUGAGGAAGAGAGCGAGGAUUAAGAGAAUGAAAGCAGUGAGGAAGAUGAAAGCAAUAAAGUCUGCAUCAUCCUCAUCUUCAUCGUAUACUGGCUUCUCUGCCUUGGUCAUCAGUGUUUUCUUCUUGCUUGUUUUAAUAUUCCACGGAAUCAGAUCUGUGCAUAGCAAUGUUGUUGAGUUAACAGCUUCACCUGAAACAGUGACUCCAACUGAUGAAGAUAUUAUUUCAGUUCAGUAUCCAAAGAAUUCUAUAAUCAAUGAAGUUCCAAAGGAAAGAUGAUGAGGUGGUAAUUUUGGAGAUUCUUUCCAUCCAAGCUGAGUUUUUCUCUAUCCUUAAUUAUCUAGUUUGGAUCAUGUAUGUAUUCUGUAUAGAUAUUAGGAACCUUAGGUAUUUCUCAAAGUUUCAUUGGUACUCCUCUUGAUGAUUUCGUUUUCAACUUCCCUCUACUCUUUAGAUAGCGUUGUUUAGUUCUAUUCUAUCAUAGCUGAGCUACGAUCUACCUGUAACUGUUUAAUUUCUUAGCAAGAUUUGGGAAUUGUGGCCAUGAAGAAACAAUGGCAAUGUGAAGUUGAGACGAAUGCACUUAGUGCACAAUAUAGUUGAUUCCUAA